Seriola dumerili (greater amberjack) is the source of this 4051-nucleotide messenger RNA. Its product is annotated as plastin-3-like. Bases 75 to 1937 code for a protein of 620 amino acids. Gene Ontology annotation, molecular function: actin filament binding; calcium ion binding. Gene Ontology annotation, biological process: actin filament network formation; actin filament bundle assembly. NCBI's taxonomy places the organism in Eukaryota, Metazoa, Chordata, Actinopteri, Carangiformes, Carangidae. The record is from RefSeq and is a predicted model, not a curated record. The transcript is spliced from 16 exons. Gene Ontology annotation, cellular component: actin filament bundle; cytoplasm; actin filament.
GAGAGGCCGACACAGGGAUCCAUUUCCCCCGGGUGAUCUGUACUGAAUUGCACCAGCGGUCUUCAGGUGUCAGUAUGUCGCAAAAGGUCAGCGCAGAGGAGAUGGAGGAGAUCAGGGAAGGCUUCCAGAAAGUGGAUGUGGAUGGUAAUGGGUACAUCUCCGCCUCUGAACUCGGUGGCCUCUUCCGCGAGGUGGGCUGUCCUUUGCCUGGAUACCAGAUCAGAGAACUCCUCCAGAAGCUGGACCGAGACAAAGACAGCCGCAUCAAUCUUGAAGAAUUCACGGCUAUUUUCCAGGACAUGAAGGACGACCGCAUGGCCCAGGGUUUCAGGAAAGCUCUCAACAAGAAAGAAGGCAUCGUAGCCAUCGGGGGCACCAGCGAGAUCUCCAGUGAAGGAACUCAACACUCAAUCUCUGAGCAGGAGCGCUUUGCCUUUGCCAACUAUAUCAACUCUUCUUUGGAGAAGGAUCCAGACUGUAAACAUGUUCUGCCCAUCAACCCCAACACUGAAGCUCUGUUUAAAGCAGUGGCAGACGGCAUCGUGCUCUGUAAACUCAUCAAUCUCUCUGUUCCUGACACCAUUGAUGAGAGAACCAUCAAUAAGAAGAAACUCACUGCUUUCACCACACAGGAGAAUCUGAACUUGGCUUUGAAUUCAGCCUCGGCCAUCGGCUGCCAGGUCGUCAACAUCGGCGCUCAAGACCUGAAGGAGGGAAAACCUCACCUUGUGCUCGGGCUCCUCUGGCAGAUUAUCAAGAUAGGAUUGUUUGCCGAUAUAGAGCUGAGCCGCAAUGAAGCGAUCGCAGCGUUGCUGGAGGAAGGAGAGAGUCUGGAAGAACUGAUGAAGCUCAGUCCUGAGGAGCUGCUGCUGCGCUGGGCCAAUUUCCAUUUAAAGAAAGUCGGCAUGACCAUAUCAAACUUCUCUGGAGAUAUCAAGGACUCCAAGGCGUAUUUCCACCUGCUCGAGCAGAUCGCUCCAGACGGCAGCAAAGAGGACGUUCCUCGGGUUGACAUCGAUAUGACUGGUCUAUACGAAAAGGAUCUCACGAAGAGAGCCGAGUGUAUGCUCAAACAGGCCGAUCGCCUCGGCUGCCGACAGUUUGUAACCGCUACUGAUGUCGUGUGUGGAAACGCAAAGCUCAACAUGGCCUUCGUGGCCACGCUGUUCAACAAACACCCGGCUCUCACCAAACCCGAGAACCAAGAAUGGAAUCUGGAGAGUGAGACCAGAGAGGAGAGAACUUUCAGGAACUGGAUGAACUCUCUCGGAGUCAGUCCACAUGUUCACCACAUCUACGGUGAUCUGCAGGACGCCAUGGUGAUUCUCCAGCUGUAUGAAAGGAUUAAGGUGCCAGUGGACUGGGACAACAGAGUCAACCUCCCUCCAUUCAAAGGGAUCGGAGGAGGACAUUUAAAAAAGAUAGAAAACUGUAACUACGCUGUGGAGCUGGGUAAGAAUAAAGCAGGUUUCUCUCUGGUGGGAAUCGGUGGACAGGACCUCUACGACGGAAACGCAACUCUAACCCUGGCACUGGUGUGGCAGCUGAUGAGGAGGUACACUUUAAAUGUUCUUGAAGACCUUGGACAUGGAGAAGUUGCGGGAGAUGAUUUGAUAGUUUCAUGGGUCAACAAGACUUUGGCUGAGGCCGGCAAGAGUUCAUCCAUCAAAAGCUUUAAGGACAAAGCAAUAGGUACCAGUCUUCCAGUUCUGGAGCUGAUUGAUGCCAUCCAGCCAAACAGUGUGAACUUUGAGCUGGUUACAAAAGGAGAGCUGUCAGACGAAGACAAACUGAACAACGCCAAGUAUGCCAUUUCCAUGGCGAGGAAGAUCGGAGCGAAGGUCUACGCCCUGCCUGAGGACUUGGUGGAGAUCAACCCCAAAAUGGUGAUGACCAUCUUUGCCUGCCUGAUGGGAAGAGGCAUGAAGAGGGCUUAAAGGAGACACACAUCCACACACACACACACACACACACACACACAAACACACACACAUACACACAAGUACUGACUGACUGUCUGCCUAUUUGAAUGAAGGGGGUGAACAUAGAUAUAUUGUCUUGUUCUUUUAAGUGAUUAUUCUGCAUUAGCCAAAAUGGAAGUGCCACUUUACUCAUCUAUUCUGCAUUAAUGGACAUUUGUGUACACUGACACAAACAGCCACGAUCCUCUGAGUGCUCAAAGGGAAUAUGAAUUUGCUGAAUGGUCAGACAGUUUGCAGUAAAGUGGGACUUCUCCAACAGCUACAUGAAAAAUAUUUAGGUUUUUUUUUUUUUUUCUUGAUCUCAGAUUAGUUUGUGCACAGUACGGCGGAUUAGCAGAGUCGCAUUUAGAGACACUCAAUUUACCAAAAUACCCACAGAUAUAAAUAUAAGUGUGAAUGUGUUUGUCUAGUUCAGGUUGUGCCCAGUGUAUUCUGGGAUAGGCUCCUUCCUGAAUAAACGAGGAAACGUUUUGUUUCUUUAAAUGUAAGGGCUGUGAUACAUGGGAAACAUUUAAAGACAAAGAUCACUUCACAUCUUUCAGCCCUGUUGAAAGCAAAAGUUCAUGGUAGUGAUUUUUCUACUUUUUUCUCAGCAUUUCAUUUUUCUUACUUUUACAUUCCUGUAUUUUUUCCAACAUACUUGACAUUUUUACAGCUGCGUUGCCUCCAGGUCUCCCAUGUGUCCCUGCCUCAAAGCUCUGUUGUAUCUUCCUGAUGUGCCAGCCUGUUCACAGUAUGAGCAUUUAUUGUACUGAAGCCAUAAUACUCUGUACUGAAUACCUUUUGGCCUUUUUUUUAUAUACGACCAAAGCUGUGCUAGAUUAUAGGCAGUUACUGUACAACUGAAUACCUUAAUGCUUUCUACCUUUAAAGAUCAGUAACUUAUCCAUUAAUGCUGAUGUAAUUAAGGUAUUAAGGGGAUGAUCGGAUAGAUUGAUGGAUGUAAUAUAUUUGUACUUUUUAAGGCACAAGUUUAAGUAUUUUUAAUGGAUUAUCUUUAAAGGCAUUUUAAGGGGUAAAUAUAUUUAAUUGACCAAAUAACAUGAAAACCUUCUUUUAAUUUCAAUCUCAAAGGUCUUCAUUUUUCAAUCUUGGUUAACAUUUCAUGCUGUUUGGUAAAUGGUAAACGUGUGUUUUUUACUCCUUAAACUUAUCACAGUGUAUGUACCAUGUAGAUAAUCCAUUAAAACCCAUUAAUGUAAUAAAUGAAUCUAUUAAUUGACCCCAAUUAUAGAAUUAAAAAAACCUAAAUUUGCAUCUUAACGUUAAUUGUAUACGUAAAAAAGUUAAGGUGCCUUUAAGGUACAAAUUAAGGGUUACCUAUAAAUUAAGAAAUGAAAAUUCCCUUAAUAUAUUAUAAACCAUUAAAAUAUCCACCUUUUAACCACACAUCUGGGAUUUUAAAUCCUUAAUAAGAAUUCCUCAAAAUAUCAUUAAUUUGCACCUGAAGAUCCCUAACGUAAACCAAAACCCAACCUUAAUAAUAACCUAAAAUGGAUAAGUACAGAGGAAUAGAAAACAAAGGUUUUUUGUUGGUCUAUGCAGCAGUUUAUCUGAAAUUUAACAUGUCAAAGCUGCUACUGCUUACAUGUAACCUCAGCAACACAGAGGGCGAUGUAUGCCUGUGUUGUGAAAAAAAAGAUGUCUCCUUUAGUCAGUGCACUGCUUUCCCCUCUAUCAUCAAAAUGAUGCCUGAUUCCGACUAUUCAGGAACACAUCUGAAUUUAAUGACUAGCUGAUUAAACAGCUGUGAUUAACACAUGAGUUCAGUUGUAAGAAACAACCUGAGACAGAUUUCCAGUCCUGUUUAGAUCUAAAAUAUAAAAUCCUGUUUGAAUGCUGCAGUUGUAUAUGUGUUUAAAAGUUAUCAGGUUUGUUGCUGCUGAUGAUAAGGUUCCAUAGUCAUAUUUUACUCAAAUUGUCUCUCAGUAAAGCACUUUCCAAUCAGCUGUUUAUUUGUACUGGUCCUUUGAACUGCCACUGUGGGCAGAAAAUAUUGCUUUACAUGCCAGCAAUACCUUCAACAUCCAGUGUGUACAAUCAAUAAUGAAUAAAAGGAUUUUUCCAUA